UCUCCAGUCUGGGGGACGUGAGGGUCCCUCAGUGAUGGAUGCGUGGCGCUCCGCUGUGACGCGCAGUGGGCAGGUUUGGCGCACAUUGCGCCUGUGGAUGAGAUGAUCCGGUUCGCAGCUGAACCAUGAAGUCCCUCGGCGUGCCAUGCUGCCUGCGCUCCGUCCUCCAUGGGAUGCAGUAGAUGGAGAGCUGCGCUCAACUUCGGACACCUGAAGGCGCAGUCCAGGCUCCCCGUCUUCCUCACCAUGAUCCUCCUCUUCUCUUACCUCUGCUACUGCCUCAGCAGCCGCUGCGACGCGCUGCCCCGGCCGCUGAUCAGCAGCGGCGCUCCGGCGGGCGAGCGGCUCCUGGGCUCCGAGGUUCAGCUGCUACGGCACCGGCUGGCGGACCCCGCCGGCGGCCUGCGGUCUCCCGACAACAUCUCCAUAUCUAAUAACUUCGGCAGCAAGAAGUUCCCGCAGGCCAUCAUCAUCGGGGUAAAGAAGGGCGGAACCCGGGCGCUGCUGGAGUUCCUGCGGGUCCACCCGGACGUCAGAGCCGUGGGCGCUGAGCCGCACUUCUUCGACCGCUGCUACGACAAGGGGCUGGGCUGGUACAGGAGUUUAAUGCCUCGGACUCUGGAGGGCCAGAUCACCAUGGAAAAGACUCCAAGUUACUUCAUCACCAGAGAAGCUCCGCGGCGCGUCCACGCCAUGAGCCGCCACACCAAACUCAUCGUGGUGGUGCGAGACCCAGUGACCCGGGCCAUCUCUGACUACACCCAGACGCUGUCCAAAUCUCCUGGGCUUCCGCCGUUCCAGAACCUGGCCUUCCGCAAUGACAGCACGGCGCUCAUCGACACGUCCUGGAGCGCCGUACGCAUCGGCAUCUACGCCAAGCACCUGGAGAACUGGCUGCGCUACUUUCCUCUGUCGCGCUUCCUGUUUGUAAGUGGGGAGCGGCUGGUGACGGACCCGGCGGGGGAGAUGGGCAGAGUCCAGGACUUUCUGGGCCUCAAACGCGUGGUGACGGACAAACACUUCUACUUCAACCAGACCAAAGGUUUUCCCUGCUUGAAGAAGCCUGAGGGCAGCAGCCGGCCACGCUGCCUGGGCAAGUCGAAGGGUAGACCGCAUCCUCAGAUACCGCCUGAGGCUCUGCUCAGGCUCAGAGACUUCUACAGACCCUUUAACCUCAAGUUCUACCAAAUGACCGGCCAAGACUUUGGCUGGAGCUGAACGGCGCCACCAACGUCCGCCAUCUGUCAAUGCCAGCCUGGCUGUGAAGCUUUUCCAAAGAGACUUUUAGGUCCUCAAGGUCCUUGCAGAAGUUAUCCUUAUUGAUUCCAC
Molecule: messenger RNA, 1329 nt
Organism: Poeciliopsis prolifica (blackstripe livebearer)
Lineage: Eukaryota; Metazoa; Chordata; Actinopteri; Cyprinodontiformes; Poeciliidae
Product: heparan sulfate glucosamine 3-O-sulfotransferase 6
Exons: 2
Coding region: 169-1218 (349 amino acids)
Molecular function (GO): [heparan sulfate]-glucosamine 3-sulfotransferase activity
Source: RefSeq, a predicted model, not a curated record